CACAGUUGGACUUGAAUUUACAUCAUUUCAAAUAAAUCACUUUAUCGUGUUGGUGGUUAGGUCAGAGUUUACAAACUUGAUAUCAUGGCUAAUAUCCUCCCUCCAGCUGAUCCUCGAGUUGAAAACUGGCCAUUGAUGAAGGAUCCAACACCAGUGUUCGUAACUGUUCUACUGUAUCUAGCUUUUGUUCUCUGGCUGGGUCCAAAGUUUAUGAAAAAGCACCAAACACCAUUUGACCUACGUCCACUAAUGGUUGUUUACAACCUGUUUCUAGUUCUACUUUCUGGUUGGUUGGUAUACGAAUACGCUGUUUCAGGAUGGUUUACCGGAUAUUCACUUGGUUGUCAACCUACUGAUUAUUCAAGAAGACCAAUUGCUAUGCGUAUGGCUACUGCAUGCUGGUUUUUUUUCAUUUCUAAAAUAAUUGAGUUAUUUGACACUGUACUGUUUAUUCUUCGAAAAAAAUUUGAGUUAGUUAGCUUCCUUCAUGUCUUUCAUCAUGCAAUUAUGCCUAUUUCUUGGUGGUAUGGCGUGAAGUAUGUUGCAGGUGGUUUGGGAACUUUCCAUGCAUUUUUAAAUUGUAUCGUUCACUUUUUUAUGUAUACAUAUUAUGGUUUAGCUGCAGCUGGACCUCGUUUUCAAAAGUACAUAUGGUGGAAAAAAUAUUUAACUGCAGCUCAAAUAUUCCAAUUCGUCAUUGUUAUUGUUCACGUACUCUAUGCAUUGUCUAUAACCGAUUGUAAUUACCCAAAAUUUUUCAGUUAUUGGAUUUUGUCAUCAGCAUCCGUUUUCUUAAUUUUAUUUGCUAAAUUUUAUUCAAAAACUUACAAAAAACCAGUCAAUUCGACAGGUCGAUUAACAACUGAUGCCAAAUACUGUAAUAAAAAUCAAUAAAUCAUGUGACCGGUGUUUACGUUUCCCAUUGAAUAAAAAUCAUACAUUCACUAGUGAUAAUUACAAUUGUCGUUAUUAAUUCAUAUAUAUAAGAAUCUGCUGAAUAUUAAUAACAUGUAUACUUUUGUAUGGUUAUUUUUUCUUACACUUUCUCACACAUCCAUCCAUAUCUGUUUGUUUGUUUGUUUGCUGGUUUAUGAAUAACAGCGAAACAUUUUUUUUCCAAUCGUCUUCUCAAAUAUUUUCAUCAGUUACAUUUAUUGUUGAUUAAUGUAUCAUUCUAUUUUGUGAAAAAAAUUGUCAUGAAUUGAUAAACACACACCUACGCACGCACAUAUGCAGACACACACACACUGUAGUGUACAAGUGAUUUUAUGUGCACUGUUCUGUUUGAAAUGAACAUUGUUCUUUGAUAGGUCAAUGAUGUCAGUUCAUUUUUGAUACCUUAUUUUAUCACAAGAAUAAAUAUUAAUCAUUGAGAGAAUUAA
Schistosoma turkestanicum is the source of this 1382-nucleotide messenger RNA. Lineage: Eukaryota; Metazoa; Platyhelminthes; Trematoda; Strigeidida; Schistosomatidae. The record is from the annotation of a GenBank genome assembly.